AUGAGCGAUGUUAAAGCUUUCUCUCCUCUGAAUAUCAAGACGGUGAAAAUCAGAGACGAUCGUGAUGUCUCAGAAUUUGAUCCUAAUACUGGAGUGAAAAGGGCCCUCAAAAACAGGCAUAUUUCCUUAUUGGCGUUGGGUGGUAUCAUUGGCCCUGGAUGUCUUGUUGGUGCAGGAAAUGCCCUCCAGAAAGGUGGACCUCUUGCUCUUCUUCUGGGGUUUGUCAUUAUUGGGAUAAUAGCCUUCGCUGUGAUGGAAUCUAUAGGUGAAAUGAUUACCUUGUAUCCUUCAGGCGGUGGAUUUACCACUUUGGCCAGAAGAUUCCAUAGCGAUGCUCUGUCUGCAGUAUGUGGUUAUGCUUAUGUUAUCGUUUUUUUUGCGGUUUUGGCAAACGAAUAUAACACUCUUUCGUCGAUACUUCAGUUCUGGGGACCCCAGGUUCCCCUGUAUGCUUAUACCUUGAUAUUUUGGAUUGUCUUUGAAAUUUUUCAAUUGAUUGGUGUUGGUGUUUUUGGCGAGACGGAAUACUGGCUAUCUCUGUUGAAGAUAUUAGGGUUGAUUGUCUACUACAUUUUCUCCAUCAUUUACAUGUCUGGUGGUGUUAGAAAUAAGCCAGCAUUUGGCUUUCAUUAUUGGAAAGAUCCAGGAUCACUAUCGCAUGGGUUCAAGGGAAUAGCUGUAGUCUUUGUGUUUUGUUCAAGUUUUUAUUCCGGAACUGAGUCUGUUGCUUUGACUGCAACGGAGUCAAAAAAUCCUACCAAAUCAGUUCCUUAUGCGGUGCGACAGACCUUAUGGAGAAUUGUAGUUGUGUACAUUGGUAUCGCUAUCUUCUACGGGUCAACUGUACCAUUCAACGACCCAAACCUUUCUGUGAACACCAAAGUGCUUAAGUCUCCCAUAGCUAUUGCCAUUUCUCGGGCUGGCUGGGCUGGCGGAUCACAUUUAGUGAAUGCUUUUAUCUUAUUUUCAUGUAUCUCCGCUAUUAAUGGAUCACUUUAUAUAGGAAGCAGAACGCUAACAAAUCUGGCGUACGAGGGCCUGGCUCCUAAGUUUCUUGCUUGGACAGAUAAAAGAGGUGUUCCUAUCCCGGCCAUCACGAUAUUCAAUGCGCUAGGUUUGAUAUCAUUGAUGAACAUGAGUGUUGGUGCUUCAAAUGCCUAUUCCUAUAUAGUUAAUCUUUCUGGGGUUGGAGUUUUCAUUGUCUGGGGUGUAAUAAGUUAUACACAUUUGAGACUCCGAAAAGCAUGGGUAGCUCAGGGAAGAUUACUGGAAGAGCUGCCUUAUAAAGCAUUAUUUUAUCCCUGGACUCCCAUAUUCAGUUUAAUUUCCAACAUUUUCUUAGCACUGAUUCAAGGGUGGACCUCUCUUGUUCCUUUUAAAGCACCAGAGUUCGUCGAUGCUUAUAUCCUUUUACCGGCAGCAAUUAUAUUAUACGUUGGGGUGUGCGUAUUUAAGAAUCAUAACUUCAGAAUUGUUGAUUUGACUUCAGUGAACUUAGAUGAAGGCAGAAGAAAAGACAUGGAGAAUGAUCAGUCUGAUCAAGAAAGUAUUCUGUCAUCCUUUGAUAUCUGA
This is a messenger RNA of Saccharomyces mikatae IFO 1815, 1572 nucleotides long. RefSeq names its product Agp3p (gene AGP3). The coding region runs from base 1 to 1572 and encodes 523 amino acids. Gene Ontology annotation, cellular component: membrane. The transcript has a single exon. Gene Ontology annotation, biological process: amino acid transmembrane transport. Lineage: Eukaryota; Fungi; Ascomycota; Saccharomycetes; Saccharomycetales; Saccharomycetaceae. Gene Ontology annotation, molecular function: amino acid transmembrane transporter activity. The record is from RefSeq and is a predicted model, not a curated record.